Messenger RNA from Soboliphyme baturini, 441 nucleotides. NCBI's taxonomy places the organism in Eukaryota, Metazoa, Nematoda, Enoplea, Dioctophymatida, Soboliphymatidae. The record is from the annotation of a GenBank genome assembly.
AUGGGUAACUAUAAAUCGAGGCCAGCAAAUUCUUGUUCAGAUGAGUUGAAGAAGAAAAUCAGUGAAGGCUAUGGCGUUCUUCGGGCGCGCUUGAACGAGGACUCCUGCGAUGAGGAUACGCUCUUGCAAACAUCAGAAGACGAAAUAGGAGCGGCGAGCAAGAACGGGUUCUAUCGUCUUCAGUUGGCAGUUUACAGAGGGGACACCGAUGCGGUGCAACAGCUGCUCACCCACGGUGCUGAUGCGAAUGUCAUGGGCGCAAACAAAAUACCCCCAUUGCAUAUCGCCGCAAUGUGCGGAUUUCACGAGAUUAUCCAAAUACUUCUGGAGUCGAAGGCUGACGUUAACUUGCAGGAUUGGGUGCAGUUUUCACCGCUUCAUGUUGCGUGCUACUUCAACAACGAUGCGGUACGAAAAUUUUGCGUUUUACAUGGCCUGUAG